GCGUCUGCAGCGGGGCAGCGCGCGGCCUCGGGGCGGCGCAGAGCGGAGCCGCGGGGAGGCGGCGGCACGCGGGCCCGGUGCGCUCGGCCCCGGCACACUGGGCAAGUUCGCGCCGGCAGCAUGCGGCCGUAACGCCGCACCGGCCUCCGCGCCUGCCAGCCGGCGAGCGCAGGCGGUGGAGCAGGCGGCGGCGGCGGCGGCGGCGGUGGCGGAGUAGGAGGAGGAUGUACCGUCGCCGACGGCUAGAUGCCCCGGGCCAGCGCGCAGGCUUCAAGAUCAAGUUGGAGAAAAGAACAGUUAUUUUUCCUUAUUCGUCUGCUUCAAUAUUAUUCUUAUUGGGAAUGGACAAUGGAAUGUUCUCUAGCUUUAUCAUGAUCAAGCACCUCCUUUUCUUUUGUAUUUCCAUGAACUUAGCCAGUCACUUUGGCUUUUCACAGAUGCCAACCAGUUCAGCAAAAGACGAGACCAAUGACAACAUCACGAUAUUUACCAGGAUCUUGGAUGGGCUCUUGGAUGGCUAUGACAACAGACUGAGGCCUGGGCUUGGAGAGCGCAUCACCCAGGUGAGGACGGACAUCUAUGUCACCAGCUUCGGUGCGCACCUCCACACCCCCUCAGCUCCCUCAAUCACUGAAAACCGAAACCUCUCUGAGAUGUCUUCCCAGGGUCCCCUGCUCCCCGUCAGCCUGCUGCCCCCUGACUCAGCUCCGGCUCCUCUGCUUUGCAGCACCCUGAGCAACCUUCGUCAGAGCAUUUGCAAUGCUGCAUUUGAUUUCCAGUUGAACUCUGGGGAAAAGGAUCACGUCUUGACCAUCUCUGCAGAGUGCCCAAUGCAACUAGAGGACUUCCCGAUGGACGCCCAUGCAUGCCCUCUGAAAUUUGGCAGCUAUGCAUACCCAAACUCUGAAGUUGUCUAUGUCUGGACCAACGGUACCACCAAGUCAGUGGUGGUGGCAGAAGAUGGCUCCAGGCUAAACCAGUACCACCUGAUGGGACAGACAGUGGGCACCGAGAACAUCAGCACCAGCACAGGUGAAUACACAAUCAUGACGGCCCAUUUCCAUCUGAAGAGGAAGAUCGGGUACUUCGUCAUCCAGACCUACCUUCCUUGCAUAAUGACCGUGAUCUUGUCGCAGGUGUCCUUUUGGCUGAACCGAGAGUCGGUCCCAGCCAGGACUGUGUUUGGGGUGACCACGGUGCUGACCAUGACAACCCUCAGCAUCAGUGCCCGGAACUCUCUGCCCAAAGUGGCCUACGCCACGGCCAUGGACUGGUUCAUUGCCGUGUGCUACGCCUUCGUGUUCUCCGCGCUCAUCGAGUUCGCCACGGUCAACUAUUUCACAAAGAGAGGCUGGGCCUGGGAUGGUAAGAAAGCCUCGGAAGCAGCCAAGGUCAAGAAAAAAGAGCGGGAACUUAUACUAAAUAAGUCAACAAAUGCUUAUACUACUGGGAAGAUGACCCACACCCCCAACAUCCCAAAGGAGCAGAUUCCGGCGGGGACCUCAAAUGCAUCUUCAGUCUCGGUGAAACCUUCCGAAGAGAAGACUUCUGAAACCAAAAAGACUUAUAACAGCAUCAGCAAAAUUGACAAAAUGUCACGAAUUGUAUUCCCAGUCUUGUUUGGCACUUUUAACUUAGUUUACUGGGCAACAUAUUUGAAUAGGGAGCCGGUGAUUAAAGGGGCUGCCUCUCCAAAAUAACCCGCCUGUUGCAUUCCCAAACUCCCAGAGCCAUACUUCCAACAGAAUGGUAUCCAGGAGAGGUUGAUCUUGGAGGAACUUUCCAUAUUUGGGCACUAUCUUUCAGGAAAUUUUGCAUGUUUAAUAAUGUGUACAAUAAUAUUGCCUUGAUGUUUCUAUAUAUAUAACGUCAGAUGUUUCAAAGAUGUCACAUUGAUAAAUAAAGCAAACAACUUUUAGAAAAACAGGAGACAAUGGCUCUGACACUCAGAUGCUCAGUAUCUUACAUUGAUAGUUUACAAUCAAGAUAAGUAUAUUUUUAACUGUUCCAAGUGUUACCUAACAAUGUUUUUUAUACUUCAAAUGUCAUUUCAUACAAAUUUUCCCAGCAAAUAAAUAUUUUAGGAAAUGCUCCAUGAUUAUUACUUGACCAGCUCUCGCAAGAAACAAAGAUCACAAGGAACACAUUUUUCAUUAAAAAGGAAACAGUGGGCAUUUAUGUACAAAACUAAUUGCUUUUGAUAAUUCUUACUGUUCUGAAACUAGAAAGUACUGCAUGAUCUUACACUGAGCUAGAAUAGGUAAAUAUUUAUGCAGACAAAUUUAAUAACAGAAAUAUGUGGUAAGCUAGUCAAAAUACUUCCCUAAGGAAAAAUUUAACCACUUAAAAAACCUUUUUUUUGGUGGGGGGAGAAAGAAACUUUUAUCUGUCCCUUUAACUCCUCCCUCUUAACUGCAUAAUGACCAAGAUAAAGAAGGAAACAUUAAAACCAACAGUGGUGUAAUGAAGUCUCAGCAUUUGGUCUGUGUGUUCAUUGUCUGAAACAUUGACCACUUCUCGCUGCAGUCAGCGUGUAGUGCUUCAGUGGUGAGAAAUUGUAAUUGACUUACUUUCCAUUUUAUUUCCUUGUAUGUAUGUCACGGUUGACUUAUUGCUUUGUUAGCUUUUGUAUAUGAGCCUUAAAUGUUCAUUAAAAAAUAAAAAAGAUAAUUGAUCUUGUGGAUAAAUAU
Messenger RNA from Manis javanica (Malayan pangolin), 2690 nucleotides. The record is from RefSeq and is a predicted model, not a curated record. NCBI's taxonomy places the organism in Eukaryota, Metazoa, Chordata, Mammalia, Pholidota, Manidae.